ACCUCCAUCGCGGCCUCACCUCCAUUUUAAUUCCGACCUCACUAUUCUGCAAGCGUCAAGAGCGCCGGAGCUGAUACCUCUACGCCUAAAGAAGAAGAAAAGAAAAAGUUAAAAAACUAUAAUCCUAAAAGGCUAGAAAGAAGAAGAAGGAGAGAUACAGUCUUAAGCCUCGCAGCAUUGUUCGAGAAUAAACGGAGGAUUUCUGGAUCUUCAUUAGCUCUAAUGGAUACUAAUUCUGGUGAUUCAGCAAAUCCUCAUUCUAGUGAGGGUUCAGAUGUCGAACCUCGUGUAGUGACUGCUACUGCGGUAGACAGUUCCCCACGUGGCUCAUCUUCUAUGUUGUCGACAUCUGCCAUAUCUUCUUGGGCCAAAGGUCUGAAACUUCCACAACCCUUAGCACCGGCGACACCAAACUCACAGGCCGGAAAUGCUCCCAAGUCUGCAUUUUCACGUCUAGCCAGUGGAUUUGGACUGAAUUUGCCUUUGAAACCAAAUGAUAGUUCUGGAGACAGCUCAGCUGCUGCACAAUCAGGUGUUUUUGAGUCGCUCACUAAAGGAAUAGUUGAUUCAUCUUUCAGUGCAGUUAAGGCUGUUCAAGUUAAGGCACGUCACAUUGUCUCACAGAACAAGCGAAGAUACCAGGUCGGGGGAUUUGAUUUAGAUAUGACUUAUAUAACUGAGAACAUCAUUGCAAUGGGUUUUCCAGCUGGUGAUAUGAGUUCUGGAUUUUUUGGCUUUGUUGAGGGUUUGUAUCGGAAUCACAUGGAAGGCCUUAUAUAUUUCUUUGGUUUUCAGGGGAAGUACAAAGUAUACAAUCUUUGUUCAGAGAGGUUAUACGAUGCGUCACUGUUCCAGGGAAAGGUUGCCAGUUUCCCAUUUGAUGACCAUAAUUGCCCUCCUAUUCAUCUUAUUAAGUUGUUCUGUCAAAGUGCUUAUUCAUGGUUGAAGGAGGACAUCCUGAAUGUGGUGGUUGUCCAUUGUAAAGCUGGUAUGGCAAGGACAGGAUUGAUGAUCUGUAGUCUUCUUCUGUUCUUAAAGUUUUUCCCCACAGCUGAGGAGUGCAUUGAUUACUAUAACCAGAAAAGAUGUGUAGAUGGGAAGGGUCUCAUUCUCCCUGGCCAGAUUAGGUAUGUGAAGUACUUUGAGCGCAUUUUAACGCACUUCAAUGGUGAAACUCCGCCUGGACGUAGGUGCAUGCUGAGGGGAUUUCGACUCCACAAGUGUCCUUAUUGGAUCAGACCUGCCAUUACCAUAUCUAAUCAUAGUGGAGUUUUAUUUUCCACUAAAAAGCAUCCGAAAACAAAGGACCUAAUGCCAGAAGACUUCUGGUUGCGUGCAGCAAAAAAGGGAAUUGUGGUCUUUGCUCUACCAGGGGAGCCAGGUUUAACAGAAUUGGCGGGGGAUUUCAAAAUCCACUUUCAGGAUCGCCAAGGAGAUUUCUAUUGUUGGUUGAAUACGACAAUGAUGGAAAAUAGAGUGCUUUUGGAUUCCUCUGAUCUUGAUGGCUUUGAUAAGAGGAAAUUGCCUUCUCCAGGUUUUCAGGUUGAGAUUGUGAUGAUAGACUAUGAUGGUACAAUAUCAUCCAAAUUUAAAGCUGAUCAAGUGGCAAAGGGGUCUGAUGGACGAGUAGGAAGUCAAGCAUCAUCAAAUGAUAGGAAUGACGCGAACACUGCUCAAGUCGAGGUUACACCAAAACGAGAUAAUGAUGACGAUGUUUUUUCAGAUAGUGAUGGAGAGGGGUCUGUACCCUCAAGAAGAAGUGUAGAUAACACAUCAUCUGCAGUGGGAACUACUUCACCUCUUGAAUCAGGUAGCAAAGAUAACCAAAUUACAUCCUUCACCGAUCAGACCAAACAACUCUCAUUGGGGAGCAAGGAGUCCGCACCUUUUCAGACCAAUACGUCAAAAGAAACGAAAUUUGAUGUUGUUGAGAGGGUUGACUCUAUUCCAAACCUAGGUUCUGGUGAUAUUAAAGCUAUUGCAGCAGAUGCUUCUGUUUUCAGUUUUGGAGAUGACGAAGACUACGAAAGCGAAUGAGCAACAACAGUUGAUUCGCAGGUUAGGAUUGGUUUCCGUUGGCGCUAUAGUGCCUUGAAUUUUCUGACAAAUUAAAGAUAUUUAUUUUUCCUAUACAUAUGCUGACCUUUCGCGUCCCUGCUCCUAGUUGAAGUUCUUAUCUGUCAUUGUACAGGGAACAGAAAACGUUGUUUUUGGGUUGAAACCCGAAUACUAUAUAUUUAUACACUCAUAUGGCCAUUAAUUUUAGACUGCGUCUGCUGACAAUCAUAUGGAAUUCAGUCCAGACAUCAGGAUCGGAUGAAAACUCUCCUCAUCCUACAAUAAGAACUGCUUUGCUUUUGUUUUUGUUGAUCUUUCACUCCCUUUCAUGUU
Coffea eugenioides is the source of this 2391-nucleotide messenger RNA. Its product is annotated as phosphatidylinositol 3,4,5-trisphosphate 3-phosphatase and protein-tyrosine-phosphatase PTEN2A-like. The transcript is spliced from 13 exons. Lineage: Eukaryota; Viridiplantae; Streptophyta; Magnoliopsida; Gentianales; Rubiaceae. Bases 223 to 2037 code for a protein of 604 amino acids. Gene Ontology annotation, biological process: dephosphorylation. The record is from RefSeq and is a predicted model, not a curated record. Gene Ontology annotation, molecular function: phosphatidylinositol-3,4,5-trisphosphate 3-phosphatase activity. Gene Ontology annotation, cellular component: cytosol.